UACCCAUCUUGGUUCGUUUUUUCCUUCAUUGAUGCCGUUUUCAACAUCUUAGAAUACUGCCCUCACGGAACAUUCUCCUCCCUAUUUCCCCUCUCUUACUUACCCCGUAUACUCUCUCAAUCCUUUCCUCUGACCACGGCCUCCAGCGCUCUCUUUCUGCUCCUUCGGUCCUUCUAUUAACAUCAUAACAGACUGCUGUAACACUCCAUUCGUAUUCUAUCUGCCAGCUGACUGAUUGACCUUGAAUGCAAAAUCGGGGAAGAUGACUCUUCCCCCGAGAGUCAAUCGGUCUUCCUUCUUUUACUACCAUCCGCUUUUGUUUAUGAUUAGUAUUACUUAUUUUGGUUCGUGAAAUUGCAGAUUUCUCAAGGAAGGUUGAGAAAAUGGUUGAGAACAAUGAUAGCCAAGUGACCCGUGUGCUCUUUUGUGGACCUCAAUUCCCAGCAUCUCAUAAAUACACGAGGGAAUAUUUGCAAAAUUAUCCAUUUAUACAGGUCGAUGAUGUCCCCCUUGAUGAUGUGCCCUCUGUCAUUGGCAACUAUGAUAUUUGUGUUCCGAAAAUGAAGAAACUGGAUUCCAAAGUUAUUGAUUGUGCAAUUCGUUUGAAGUUGAUAGUUCAGUUUGGUGUUGGAUUGGAAGGUGUUGAUGUUGAUGCUGCUACAAGAUAUGGAAUCAAAGUUGCUAGAAUUCCUGGGAAUGUAACUGGAAAUGCAGCAUCAUGUGCAGAAAUGGCCAUAUACCUGAUACUGAGCCUUCUCAGGAAGCAGAAGGAGAUGCAAAUUGCUGUAGACCAGAAAAGGUUAGGAGAACCAAUUGGAGAAACCCUAUUUGGGAAAACUGUAUUUAUUAUGGGAUUUGGAAAUAUAGGGAUUGAUUUGGCAAAACGCUUGAGACCUUUUGGUGUGAGAAUCCUUGCUACAAAACGGAGAUGGACUUCAGAUUUGCUGGAGUCUUGUCAAACAAAUGAUUCUUUUGCUAGAUCGCCCGCAUUCAACAUUCAAAGUGAUGCCUACAAUUCUCUGGUUGAUAAGAAGGGUGGUCCUGAAGAUCUUUAUGAUUUUGCUAGAGAGGCGGAUAUUGUUGUUGUUUGCUUGCUUUUGAAUAGAGAAACGGCUGGCAUUGUGAAUAAGAGAUUUCUUUCUUCAAUGAGAAAGGGGGCUCUUUUGUUAAAUAUUGCUCGAGGAGGACUUCUAGAUUAUGAAGCUGUUGCUGAUCACCUAGAAUCAGGACGCUUGGGUGGCUUAGGCAUUGAUGUUGCUUGGACUGAGCCGUUUGAUCCUGAUGAUCCAAUUUUGAAGUUCCAGAAUGUCCUAAUUACACCUCAUGUUGCUGGGGUUACAGAAUAUUCCUACAGAGCCAUGGCUAAGGUGAUUGGUGAUGUUGCCCUUCAACUGCACGCUGGGAAACCAUUGACAGGAAUCGAUGCUGUCAAUUGAAAAAGAAAAAAAAAAUUCUACAAGGUCUGUUGCAUGAAGAAAAUUUGCUUAAUUAUCCAUUCAUAUUAAGACAUACUAUUUGGACUGCACUGAGCUUAAAUGAAUUUUGUAUUACAAUUUACAAGCUGAUAUUUGACGAAAAAUCUCGUUUCUGAUGA
Messenger RNA from Nelumbo nucifera (sacred lotus), 1594 nucleotides. Its product is annotated as D-isomer specific 2-hydroxyacid dehydrogenase family protein. NCBI's taxonomy places the organism in Eukaryota, Viridiplantae, Streptophyta, Magnoliopsida, Proteales, Nelumbonaceae. The record is from RefSeq and is a predicted model, not a curated record. Gene Ontology annotation, molecular function: NAD binding; phosphoglycerate dehydrogenase activity.